This is a messenger RNA of Chara braunii, 3155 nucleotides long. NCBI's taxonomy places the organism in Eukaryota, Viridiplantae, Streptophyta, Charophyceae, Charales, Characeae. The record is from the annotation of a GenBank genome assembly.
GGACGACAAUUCGUCAGCACUGGUCAACAACAUCCCUGAUAGCUGGAAAGAACUCUUGAAAGAAGACUUCUCAUGAAAAGCAGGGGAAUGGGGAGUGUUUGUUGUUGUUUAUCUGGAUGACAUACUAAUCUUCAACAAAUCGAUGGAAGAGCACAUGAGACACCUUGAGGAAGUGAUGAAGAUCCUCAAGGACGCGCARCUCCAUCUCAACUUGGAGAAAUCUGAGUUUGGGAGGGACAACGUCAUCUACCUUGGAYAUCGGUUGUCUGCUGCAGGCCUAGAGCCYGAGGCAACCAAAGUUGAGGUCAUYCAAAAWURRCCCCAACCUGCGAAUGUCCGCGAGCURCGUUYUUUUYUUGGUCUURMGUCAUAUUACCGUAAGUUUGUGCCUAAGUUCUCUAUCAUCGCCCGUCCGCUGUCUAGGCUAACAAGCAAGAAUGUGUCCUACGCAUGGGAUGAAGAAUGCACGACARCCUUUGAAGCAUUGAAAGAGGCUUUGGUGAGUCAUCCGGUGCUCCGCAUUGCAGAUCCCAAGCUUACAUUCGUAGUAACUACGRAUGCGAGUUUGUAUGGGAUUSGUGCGGUGCUGCAGCAAGACRAUGGUGAUGGCUUACGUCCGCUUGAAUAUUACAUGCCCAGUCACAAGGUACCCGCUUCCACCUACAUGAGAGAGCUCUAUGCCUUGAGAGAGGCACUAGACCACUGGAAACACUACCUCUUGGGUCGCCAUUUCAAAGUGUUCUCAGACCAUGAGACUUUGAAAUGGAGUCAGACACAGAUUAACCCAUCAACCACAUUGACCCGAUGGCUGCAUGAGAUUGAUGUGCAUGAUUUUGAACUCAAACACAAGAAAGGUUGCUAUAAUCGUGUUGCGGAUGCUUUGUCUCGCCACCCCGAAUAUAUGACUUGCCUUGUGGGUUCCUACGACCUUCGUAAGAAUCUGAAAGAGGAACUCAGUAAACACACUGCCAAGGAUCCGGAACUCAGUCCCAUCCUUGAGCAGAUUCGGGCUGACCCUAGUAGUCAGCCUGAUUUCCAUGAAUGUAAGGGCCUUCUCUUCCGACGCUACGGUAAGCAUGACCGGUUGUGUGUACCCAACCAUGAGCCAAUCAUCACUCACUUGUUGGAUUUGGCUCAUGGCCGGAGUGGACAUUUCGGUGUUGAGAAGACAUACGGGAAUCUGUUGGAAAAGUUUGUGUGGCCUGGUAUGAAAAGAAUGGCGCAAAGGUUUGUGGCUGAGUGUGAAGUUUGUCAAUGCAUUAAACCGUCUCGGCAGAAGCCUUAUGGGCUGCUGCACCCUCUUCCUAUUCCURACGGUCCGGGGGAGUCUGUUUSUAUUGACUUCACGGACAUGGGGAAGAAGAGYAGAAAYGGUUAUUCCCAAGUUAUGGCGAUUGUYGAUCGUUUUUCGAAGUUUUUGAAUCUGAUCCCGCUACCACCUCACGYCCCAAUUGACCUUGUGAUCAAAGAGUUUCGCAAAAGAUACAUUCUGCAGUGUGGGCCCCCGAAAACUCUUGUGAGUGACCGGGACACUAGGUUCAUAAGCGCAGAAUGGAAGGACUUCACCUCCCAGGUCUAUCACAUGAAACUCAAGAUGACAUCUGGUCGACAUCCCGAAGCUAAUGGACUGGCUGAGGAAAUCAACCAGACCGUGAUCCAACUUCUCCGGGCUCUAAUUGUACCUGAUCAGAACUCUUGGGAUGAGGAGUUGUCGAUCGUGCAGGGGUUGUAUAACAACUCCAUCCACUCCUCCACCGGGAUGACGCCUAACCGGCUGCAYCUUGGAUGGAAAAUCCGCAAUCCUCUAUCUUAUCUSUUCCCURAUCAGCCACCGGGCCUAACACCUGGCCAGCCAGGCUACAGCGCCAAGAUCGAUCGCCUACUCAAAGUUGUUGUCGCAGCUAUGGAGASGYGACGCAGUGCCAUGAUUAAACAUGCUAACAAGAAGCGCCAGCCUGCACCAUUCACAGUGGGAAGUUAUGUCUGGGUCAAAAUGUCUGAGUUUUYUGAAGAAGAAGGUGYAUCACGAAAGCUUCUUCCUCAGUACUACRGUYYGUGGCAGGUCUUGAACCAGGUGUUUAAGCAGCUCAAGGAGUUGCGCGAAGACAUGACCAAGAUGGCGCAGCAGCACCGCGAUCAGCUGCAACAGUUUGCUAGUUCGCAACAUGCUCAAAUCGUCUCUUCACUCGCCUACCCUGCCUCCAAUGCUGCGUGUCAAUCCUGUUUUGCCCCUCUGACUACGUCUACUUCUUCUCCUUCCACUUCUUCUUCUUCUUUGAGUAUGGUUAACAGCCAAAGCGGAUCUGCAGCAAGUCCAGACCCCGCUGCUGCUGCUGCUGCUGCCGCAGCGGCAAGUGGUGGUGCAGGGACUUCUGGAACUGUUGCAGCCCCGGGCCCGGACCCAACAAUGGCUGGGCCAGGCGGCAGCUUUGCUUACAUCGACAGGAAGGCGGCGCAGAUUCCGUCCAAGUAUGACGGAAAGGACGACGUCGAGUCUUGGAUCAGCUCUAUGCGGUCCUACUUUGAUGUAUUGGGGACACCCCCAUCCACUCAGUCGUCUAUCCCGGGGACCAAUGUGGAGCCCGUCGUGCGGGGUUUCCUAGAAACCCAAGCUGUCCAAUCAGGCUAUAAGAGAAUAGACCUGAACAAAUGGCUAAAGGUUACGCCUACUGCCGCACUUGAGGAUCUCUUGAUCAAACAAUAUGCUGAUCCACAUGCURSAGCUAAAGCAAGACUUAAGCUUGACAAGCUCAAGCACAACAAGUGGACCGGCACCAUGCACAACGUGCACCAGUAUGUUAGUAAACUCUUUGCUACUCCRGAUCUGGAGAUGACUGCGCAAUCUUGCUUGGAUGUGAUAAAAGCGCAUGAUCUGCUUGAGGCUGACGAGGAGACYCUCGUGGAUGAAUCUUCUCUUGAUGACGAUCAAGAGCAAGACUGCGGGGCAUCUUGCUCUUUGUCAGCCCAUAAGUCAGAGUUUGUAAAUGACGAGGAAUCCAUGAAUGCCUUUAAGAAGACUGCCUUUAAGAGUAAGGGGUCGAGGACCACAAUGAAGAACAACACCAAUACUAUCCUUCUUCCCAAGGGAGCAAAGAUUCCACCAAAACCGGAAGAUCCUGCCACAAAACCAUGGGUAGAUCUCCGGAUUAGUGAAA